Podarcis lilfordi (Lilford's wall lizard) is the source of this 737-nucleotide messenger RNA. The record is from the annotation of a GenBank genome assembly. Lineage: Eukaryota; Metazoa; Chordata; Lepidosauria; Squamata; Lacertidae.
GAAUGCUAGAGGGAAUAGCAAAUGGUUAUACAAUGCUACCUCAAGACUGGAAAGAUCUGAUGCGCAUGCUUUUAUCCCCGGCUCAGUAUGUGGUGUUUGAGAGUGAAUUUAAACAUAGCGCAUCAGCCCUGUCUGAUCCACAGCAUUCAGCCAAUCAACUUUAUGGCGCGGGUCCGUAUGAUAAUAUACCAGCCCAGGCGACGCUGACACCUUUACAUUUUAGUCGCACCGCGACCUGUGUACAAUGCGCCUUUCGGAAAGUCCCUGUCUCAGGGCAACCGCUGAGCUCCUUUGUCAAUAUUAAGCAACAGCAUUCGGAGCCCUACCAUCAGUUUAUAGAUAGAUUGAAAGAAUCAGUCACUAGGCAGAUUGAUAACACUACAGCUCAAAAUGAAUUGAUGAAAAAAUUGGCUUUUGAAAAUGCAAACACCGAUUGCAAGAAAGCGUUGCAGUCAAUCAUACAUCGCCCUAAAUAUGACCUGGCCGAUAAGAUUCAAGCUUGUGCGGAUGUUGGUAGCCAGAGCCAUGCGAUGUCUUUGCUUGCCGGUGCAAUCCGCCUACCGGCAACUGCUUCAAUUGCAAGCGCCCAGGCCAUUUCGCUAAACAAUGCAGAGCCCCUGGCGGGGGGGCAAACAGGAAUGGUGAUGCCAACAAGGCUAAACCUUCCAAAAAAUGCCCGAAAUGCGGGAAAGGCUAUCAUUGGGCUAAUCAAUGCAGGAGUCCGGGAAACUCCAUAG